AUGCAGCAGCUGGGCCCCUCCUCCCUCCCCGCUGCCUGCGCUGCCCCCAGCAGCAGCAGCAGCAGCACUAGCAGCAGCAGCAGCAGCAGCAGCAGCAGCAGCAGCAGCAGCUGCUGCUGCUGCUGCUGCUGCAGCACAUCAGACUGCGUCAAAACCCUCUCCCGGCCCCACCCGCUCUUCUCAGUGGGCGACAGAGUCAAAACAACUGACGGCCAUUUCGCCUCCGUCAAAUAUAUUGGCCUUCUCAGUACCCUCACCCAGGGGGCCCCCCAGGGGGCCCCCCGGGGGGCCCCCCAGGGGGCCCCCGAGGGGGCCCCCCCGGGGGCCCCCGAGGGGCCCCCGGGGGGGCCCCUGCAGCCUCAGGGGCCCCCUGAGGGGCCCCUCGCAGCAGCUGCAGCAGCUGCAGCAGCUGCAGCAGAUGCAGCAGAUGCAGCAGCUUCAGCAGCUGCAGCAGCUGCAGCAGCUGCAGCAGCUGCAGCAGCUGCAGCAGCUGCAGCAGAUGCAGCAGCUGCGGCAGAGCCCCAGGGGGCCCCCCGAGAAGAGGGUCUUGACCCUCAGCAGCAGCCGCAGGGGGCCCCGGGGGCCCCCAGAGGGGCCCCUGGGGGGGGCCCCCUGGGGGCCCCCCCGAGGGGCCCCGGGGGGCCCCCCAGUUGGGAAAAGGGGCCCCAAGAGGAUUUAUGGAUUGGAGUGGUUUGGGAAGAUUCCUCAAGAGGGAAACAUGACGGGGAGCUGGAGGGGGCGCAGCAGCACUUCAGCAGCAUAAAGCUUUUGGAGACAAUUACUUUGACCAACUUCCCCCUCAAAGCAGCAGGCUCUCCCCUCUUCGAACUCCCCAGGCUGCUGACGCUGUCAAUGGGAGGCAGUCUGCUGCGGGACUGGGGCGAACUUUGUCUGAUCUUGUGCUGCUGCAAAAACCUGAAGAGUCUUUGCCUUGCUGACACGCGGCUGCAGCACUUCGAGCUGCUGCUGCAGCAGCAGCCUGCUGCUGCUGCUGCUGCUGCUGCUGCUGCUGCUGCUGAUGCACACAGCUGCCGCAUUGCGGCGGCCCUUCAAAGACUCCUGAAGCAAAAGGACGCAGCAAGGACUCAGACCGAGCCAGGAGAUGCUGCUGCAGCUGCUGCAGCUGCUGCUGCGGCGCCUGCCUCCGCUGCUGCUGCUGCUGCUGCUGCUGCUGCUGCUGGUUUGGUUCGCUGCUGCUCUCUGGAGAGCUUGUCUCUUGACAGCACAUAUGUGUCUUGGGCCGACCUGCUUUGCUUCAACUUUUUGGCCCCGAAGCUGCAGCGGCUUUCUCUCCGCAGCAACGGCCUCAGCAGCUGCAGCCCUUUGCCUCUUUUUUCGCCCCUGCAGCCCCAGCAGCAGCAGCAGCAGCAGCAGCAGCAGCAGCAGCAGCAGGGGUGCUGCUGCAGGGAGUGCGCGCAUGCGUUUGGCAGCCUGGAGUGUCUAGACAUUGGCAGCAACUCUCUUUCUUUCUUUUCUCUUAUUUGUGUCUUUGCAAAACUUCUCAAACUUUCGAAACUUUACGCAGCAAAUAAUGGCAUUAAGGGGCCCCUGCUGCCGGCCCCCCUCUUGCUGCAGCUGCAGCAGCAGCAGCAGCAGCAGCAGCAGCAGCAGCAAGAGCACCAAGAGCGGCAGCAGCAGCAAGAGCGGCAGCAGCAGCAAGAGCUGCAGCAGCAGCAGCAGGAACGGCAGCACCAAGAGCAGCAGCAGCAGCAAGAACGGCGAGAGCAAGAUCAGCAGCAGCAGCAGCAACAGCAGCAGCAGCAGCAGCAGCAGCAGCAGAGCGAAGCAAAGUUCAGUUUAGCUGCCUUCUAUGAAGGGCUGACAGGGGCACCUUCCAAAAGCUUCUCGAGGCUUACGGAGCUAUCGCUCGAAGGAAACCCUAUUUACGAUAUGUGGAGCUGGGGCGCUCUGGGGAUUCUCUUCCCUUCGCUGAAGCGCCUCGUUUCCCCUCUGUCUCAGCAGCAGCAGCAGCAGCAGCAACAGCAGCAGCAACAGCAGCAGCAGCAGCAGCAACAGCAGCAGCAGCAGCAGCAGCAGCAGGGUUGCCUGGCCCCACCAAUACCCCCGAGUGCGCAGCGCUCCGAGGCUCGUCUGUUUGAAACCCUUAGAAAGACUCACGGCGCUGCAGCAACACCAGCAGCAGGCGCGCCUGCUGCUGCUGCUGCUGCUGCUGCUCUCUGCAGCAGCUUGGUCACCGUGCUGCUGCAGCCCGAAGCCCCAGAGUGCCGCACAGAGACAGCCGUGAAGAAGAAGCUGCCCCUCAGCCUCAAAAUAGGAGACCUCAAGAUCGUCUGCAUGCGCAUAUUUGGCAUUCCCGCCCACGCCAUGAGGCUGCUUUGCUGCGACAAGGGGUCUCCUGUCUCUGAGGAGAUGUGCGACGAAUCCCUCACCCUUGAGCUGUACGGCCUUCGAGACAACUCCAUUAUCAGAGUCCAGUCGACGCAGUGA
Messenger RNA from Eimeria necatrix, 2448 nucleotides. Its product is annotated as CAP-Gly domain-containing protein, putative. NCBI's taxonomy places the organism in Eukaryota, Apicomplexa, Conoidasida, Eucoccidiorida, Eimeriidae. Bases 1 to 2448 code for a protein of 815 amino acids. The record is from RefSeq and is a predicted model, not a curated record. Gene Ontology annotation, molecular function: protein binding. The transcript has 9 exons.